This is a messenger RNA of Coregonus sp. 'balchen', 8095 nucleotides long. The record is from the annotation of a GenBank genome assembly. Lineage: Eukaryota; Metazoa; Chordata; Actinopteri; Salmoniformes; Salmonidae.
CGGAACGUUCGGAAUUUCAAUUAGAAAGUCUUCCGGAUUAUUGAAAAGGACGGACCAGAAGUGUGCAACGGCGUUUACACUCCGUCACGAAAUCGAAGCAUUUGUACAGUUAUCUGUUAAACAGUUGGUUUUUAUUUAGCUAGAUAGCUAAUGCCCUUAAGUAAUUGUUUUAUCAAUGGAAGACAUGGAGCAUAAUAAGGCACCCUCUGUUAUCGAUCGGUAUUACACUCGAUGGUAUAAAACAGGUAACUUAUUAGCUAACUAUCCAUCUUUUAGCUAACGUUACAGUGUUGACCACUAACCUUGGGUGUCGACAUGAGACCAACACGUGUGUUUUGGCUUUGGGUAUGGUAGCUAGCCUGACAGCCUUUGCUAUGUAAUUUAACAGAAUGUGCAGUUGACUAAUUUCUGUAAGAGCUGGGCUGGUCCAAAAACAUCAAACCUGUAUCCCUCAGUGGACGUGGUUGCGGACCACUGGCUUAUUUUUCUUAACGAAUGAACAAAGUUGUAACUAAAGUUGUAUUAUUCUUUGUGCUUAGAUAUCAAGGGCAAGGAUUGUGAAGACCAGUGCGUUCUUCAGCAUUCAAACAGGUAACUUGCUAAGAGAAGGUGUUCAUUUCCUACUUCAAAUUGACAAUGUGCAGCUCAUCAACAAAACAGUUACUCAUCAACGCGUUGCUUUGGGACACAACAUCGGGAAUCAAUACAGACUCCUGAUGUUGUCCCAAAACUGAUCAACGCUUUGCUACCUCCACAGACUACAUUAUUUAUUUUCAGUAAAUUUAAACAUGGCGUUAAUGUGUUCCUGUGGAUCUCUUUUGACAGAAUCUGUGUCAUCACCCUGGCAGAGAGUCACCCAAUCCUUCAGAACGGGAGGGCAAUCAAGAGCAUCAACUAUCAGAUCAGUGCUGGCUGCAGUCGCCUGCACAACAGAGUGUCUGGGAAGUCAAAGAGAGUAUGUACUAAUGAUGUAUAUAAAUCCUGGAUUGUUGAUGCUAUGUUUUGGCCAUGUAGAGGCUUUGAAGCCACGGGUCGGCCAUAUUGGCACUCCUCAGAAAAGCAGUCCUCCAAAUUUCAUUUAAAUGUUUCAUUUAAAAAAAACAUUUUAGUCAUUUUAGACAUUUACAUUUUAGUCAUUUAGCAGACGCUCUUCUCCAGAGCGACUUACAGAUAGUGAGUGCAUACAUUUUCAUACUUUCAAGGACAAAGUUACAUGUAGGCUAUUUAAGUAUUUUUUUGUGUUGUAGUGGGGACGGUAACAUUAGUACCCAAAAACAUACUUUAAGGAAAACAUUUUAAUAUACAGUAUUAUUUCAUUAAUGUUUUGUUUGUCGCACAUAAUAUAAUUUAAAAGUAUGCAAUAGAAUAAACGUGGCCAAAAAAAAGUGCUGAGCAAUUAGUGCAUCUUGAGGUAGGUUCGGUUUCGAUUAUUUGGGUUGAAUGCUGUAACACAGAAUAAAACAAUUAACUGCUUAUCACUUAACCAUAAUUUAUUCACAUUACUUUUAUAAAAUAUUUCAGUUGUGUAUAUUACAUUUGUUUUAUUUGAUGACUUUACUAUUUCAUUCCAAGUCAUCAUCUCAUCUCUAUAGAGCUGCUGACUGACAUAAUCACUGUUUUGUAGUUCUUCAAAGUAAAUAAGGCAUACUUUUAUGACUGCUGAAUACCAACUAUCAAUCACUUAGAUCAUGUAUUUUCUGGUAGAGAUACUUCGCGAAGCAACAGCUGCUCUCUAUAUCCCCUCACGAUCGCGCAUUCUUCUCUCCGUGUCUGCACCACACUAACCUAAUGUAGCAGGCUAAAAGAAACAGACCGGACAAGUAGAUGUGCAGUGGAUUAUCGUCAUUGUAGUUAAUUAUCAAGUUUUAAGCGUUAAACUACAACUCCCUACUACAUCUCACAGUUCAGGCUGGAUCUUUUUUUAUUUUUUUUGUUGUAAUUUUUAGUUUUAUUUAUUUAACAGUAACAUGUAAAACACAAAAAACAGAACAGCCAGAGGGAGUACACACAAAAAUAAGGAAGAGAAAAAAAAAAAAUACAAAUCCACAUUAUAUCAAAUCAAAUAAAGACAUGUAACGAAUACAUUUUUUUGACGUUUUGUAUGCAUUUUAGAUGAUAGAGCAUGAUAGAGCAUGGUGUUUGCAACGCCAGGGUUGUGGGUUCGAUUCCCAUGGGGGGCCAGUAUAAAAAAUAAAAUAAUAAUAAUAUUCACUAACUGUAAGUUGCUCUGGAUAAGAGCGUCUGCUAAAUGACUAAAAUUUAAAUGUAAAUGUAAAUAGUCCCACUAAUGCUAACUAAUUGUCUGACAAGGACAAUGUUUUUCGAGAACCAGUUACAGUAAAAUAACCUCUUGUUUCUAUGUAAUAUCGACCCAUUAUUCCAUAUAAAUAUCUGAGGUGAAAAGUUGUGUUUAUACAGCAAAGCCCAGCCCAUUAAAGCCUGCUUGUGAAAAGCCACCAAUUUCACAGGAAGUUUUCCCACAAUAUAGGGACAUUGUAGUAAAAAAUUAAGCCCUCUGAGCUUCUGAAAAACAAAAUGAGGUAUAAUAUUCCAGAAACUGAGGAUUUUUUAAGUACCUUUUUAACCCAGUUUACUUUUGAUAUCUGAUUAAAGAGAAAGUGAAGUCUAAGACAUUUAGACCGCCAUCACAAACCCUGUUGGUGAUAACAUCUCUUUUUAUCUUAUGUGGCUUGUUUUUCUUUUCCAUAUGAAGUUGGACAAUAGCCUAUCUAAGGUACAGCAAGUGGGUUUGGGAAUGUCAAUAGAUAGCCCCUCAGCUUUGGAUAAAAGCACCCUCCCUUGAAGACUUAAAUCCCUCCCUAACCAUGAGGAAAAUAUAUUUUUAAUAGAUUCAGUUACAGGAUUCAAAUGAAGAUCAUUCACAGCCUUAAGAUUUUUGGUGAUCUUUACACCGAGGUAUGUUACAGUAUCUUUAACAGAGAUGUUACAAUCUGCUGGAUUGAGAUUUUGGAGAACUGCUUCACAAUAUCCAAUGCUAAUCUAGCUUGUGACACAUUAUUCCAAAAAAGUGAGGUGUCAUCCGCCAGUUGGACUAUCUUGAUCUCUCUGGCCUGGAAUGUAAUGCCUUCAAAUUGACUUUGAUAAACUAAUGAGCAUAAGGUUUGAGAAACUAACAAAAAAAAAAAAAAAAAAGGUGAGAUUGGACAACCUUGUCGUAUUCCUUUGUAAAUGUUAAACCUUGAGGAUGUUCCAUGACAGAGUUUGGUACAGCUAUUGCCACCAUUAUACAGAGUUCUAAUAGUGUCAACAGAAAAUAUUACCAAACUUCAAAUGCUUAAGACAAUCAAAGAUAAAAUUGUGACUUACAGUAUCAAAUGCUUUCUGAAAAUCCAAAAAUAAGAUAACAGGGGAGUCAUCCAAUGGCUAACAAUACUCAACCAAAUCUAACACCAGCCUCAGAUUAUUAGAUAUAUGGCACCCUUUCAUAAAUCCUGAUUGACAUUCAUCAAUCAGAUCAUUCAAGCACAACUUUAACCUUUUCGCAAAGAUUGAGGCUAUAAUUUUGUAGUCGUUUAUUUAGGAGUGUGAUUGGACGCCAAUUAUCAAUAAUUAAGAGAUCCUUUUGUGGUUUAGGUAUAAGACUAAUAACCUCUUGUUUCAGAGAGGCAGGUAGUUCUCCCUUCUUUAUAGCCUCUUUAAGGGUUUCAAGUAAGAAUUGUGCUAUUUCUUCAGAGAAGGUUUUGUAAAAUUCAGAGGUUAAUCCAUCACAACCUGGAGACUUGUUAUUUUUUAACUGAUCAACCUCAUAUUGGAUGUCCAUAAUGGAUAAAUAUUCACAAGACUGAUUUAAAUUCUUCACUAACAGAGUUAACAUUCUCUAUAGAAUCAAGGAGAUCCUUAGUCACUCAAACUGUUAUCUAGCUGUGCUGGGCUCCCGAGUGGCGCAGCGGUCUAAGGCACUGCAUCUCAGUGCUUGAGGCGUCACUACAGACCCUCUGGUUGGAUUCCAGGCUGUAUCACAACCGGCCGUGAUUGGGAGUCCCAUAGGACGGCGCACAAUUGGCCCAGCGUCGUCCGGGUUUGGCCGGUGUAGGCCGUCAUUGUAAAUAAGAAUUUGUUCUUAACUGACUUGCCUGGUAAAAUAAAUAAAUAAAUAACUAAAAAUAAGGAGUAAAGAUUAUCUAAACUAAGUGGUAAAGUCUGAUACCAACUCUCUAUCCUCAGAGGUUACCCCAUGAAUCUUACGUUUCCGAAGUGUGUUGAGUUCCCCUUCUCCUCUUUUCCAAAUAAAAAAAGUAUCUACUGUUCUUUUCGCCUUUUUCAAGCCAUUGUUUUCUGGAUCUUAUGAAGGCUCCUCUAGCCUUUUCCUCAUAAAAUGUAUCUAGUUGAUUCUGUAAAUCAUUCAAUUUAGCUUUUUCAUUAAGAUCAAGAUGCUCGAUCUUUGUGACAUCAGCAAUUUUCUUAGAGAGCUCAGCUACAUUCCAGUAAACAGAAAUUAGAUUCUUAAUCACAUUUUUAAAAUCAUCAUGCAAUAACAAUGAGUUAUUCAAUUUCCAAUAACCACCAGAAUAUUUCUUGUCAUCAUUACUGCACAUUCUCACAGUCAGCCAUAUGACUUCAUGAUCCGUCAGGACUACAGGCAGUAUUUUUACCUCUACAGUGUUGGGCUCAAGACUAGAGGUUAUCACCCACAAGUCAAUUCUUGAUUGUAGUGAAUGAUCUCUAAUACUCCAUGUGUACUGUUUCUCUCCAGGGUUUUUAACUCUCCAUAUGUCAAUUAAGUCCAGGCUUUGGCAGAAAUUCAUCAAUUUGUUCACACCAAUGUUAGGCCUAUGGGGCAAUCUAUCAGUCUCAUUAUACUAAACCAUGUUAAAAUCCCCACCAACUAUAAUCUGACUGGAUGGAUAUUUUCUCAGACUUUUAAGAAUUUCCUCAAUUUCCUCUAGAAGUAAGUUAUUUGGAGACUAGAACAGUAUCCAAAUAAAAUUUUAUUGGCCACAUGCGCUGAAUACAACAGGUGCAGACAUUACAGUGAAAUGCUUACUUACAGCCCUUAACCAACAGUGCAUUUAUUUUUAAUAAAAAAGUAAAAUAAAACAACAACAGUGUUGAGAUUAAAUAAAAUAACAAUAACAAUAUACAUUACACAAUAUGUCCAUGUGGUUGAUGACCGCUACUAGCCAAUGUCCAUUGGUGUCCAUUUGAGUAAACAAAAAUGUCCCUUUGAAAUUGUGUGCUAAAAUUGCAACCCCAGCUGAAUGAUUAGUUCCGUGGGCCAAGAAAAUGUCACUGCGCCACUGAUUUUCCAAAAAAAUUAUAAUCCUCUUUGCAUGAAUGUGUUUCUUGAACGAAUACAUGAUCUGUGUAUUCAGGCUGGAUCUGAUUUGUCUCUAGAGAAAUUGUGCAAUGUGCACAUUGAGCUCACAGAAAAAAACGGGGAAGAAACGACAAAUGGAAUUCAAAUAAUUGAACCUACGUCUCAUAACUGAAAUGUUGGUUAAUCGCUAAGCACUACUAAAAACAAAAGUAGACGUUAGUAAAUACAUUUCUAUAGUUACAAAAAUAUUUUUUACAAUCGCGUGGGAGUGCCAAGAUGACGGCGCGGUGUCGUCAAAACAAAUCAUUGGUAUGUACUGCUAAAACUGAAGUUAUUUUUUUGUUAAUGUAGUCUGGUAUAUUAUUACAUUUUAGUCAUAUCAAAUCAAACUUUAUUUGUCACAUGUGCCGAAUACAACAGGUGUAGACCUUACCGUGAAAUGCUUACUUACAAGCCCUUAACCAACAAUGCAAUUCAAGAAAGAGUUAAGAAAAUAUUUACCAAAUAAACUAAAGUAUAAAUAAUAAAAAGUAACACAAUAACAAUAACGAGGCUAUCUACAGGGGGUAUCGGUACCGAGUCAAUGUGCGGGGGUACUGGUUAGUCGAGGUAAUUUGUUCAUGUAGGUAGGGGUAUAGUGACUAUACAUAGAUGAUAGACAGCGCGUAGCAGCAGUGUAAAAACAAAUGGAGGGGGGGUGUAAAUGUAAAUAGUCCGGGUGGCCAUUUGAUUAAUUGUUCAGCAGUCUUAUGGCUUGGGGGUAGAAGCUGUUAAGGAGCCUUUUGGUCCUAGACUUGGCGCUCUGGGACCGCUUGCCGUGCGGUAGCAGAGAGAACAGUCUAUGACUUGGGUGACUUUGACAAUUUUUGGGGCUUUCCUCUGACACUGCCUAGUAUAUAGGUCCUGGAUGGCAGGAAGCUUGGCCCCAGUGAUGUACUGGGCCGUACGCACUACCCUCUGUAGAAAAGGUGUGCCCUCUUCACGACUGUCUUGGUGUGUUUGGAUUAUGAUAGUUCGUUGGUGAUGUGGACACCAAGGAACUUGAAACUCUCGACCCGCUCCACUACAGCCCUGUCAAUGUUAAUGGGGGCCUGUUCGGCCCGCCUGUUCCUGUACUCCACGAUCAGCUCCUUUUGACUUGCUCACAUUGAGGGAGAGGUUGUUGUCCUGGCACCACACUGCCAGAUCUCUGACCUCCUCCCUACAGGCCUACCACUGUUGUUUAAUCAGCAAACGUAAUGAUGGUGUAGGAGUCGUGUUUGGCCACACAGUCGUAGGUGAACAGGGAGUACCGGAGGGGUCUAAGCACGCACCCCUGAGGGGCCCCAGUCUUGAGGAUCAGCGUGGCAGACGUGUUGUUGCCUACCCUUACCACCUGGGGGCGGCCCGUCAGGAUGUCCAGGAUCCAGUUGCAGAUGGAGGUGUUUAGUCCCAGGGUCCUUAGCUUAGUGAUGAGCUUUGUGGGCAGCAGACACUAUGCUACUUACAGAAGCAAUUAGGGUUAAGUGCCUUGCUCAAGGGCACAGACUUUUCCCCUAGUCUGCUCCAGGAUUCGAGCCAGCGACCUUUCGGUUACUGGCCCAACGAUCUUAACCGCUAGGCUACCUGCCGUAAGGAUACUCUGGCAUAUUAGGACUAAUAUUAUAUGUUACACUACUAUUAUAUACUAUGGUAUUGACAUCCUUUGAUCUGACUUGUGACUGUCAAAGUAACACGUCUUCCUCUUUUCCAGGGAGGACAGUUCCUCACAGAGUUCGCUCCUUUGUGUAGAAUAACAUGUACAGACGGUGAGGAGUACACCAUUUACAGGUGACUACAACCUUUGCUGCUCUUGUAUCAUGAUUUUCACCUCUGCAGAUAAUCCACCCUUUAUGGUUAGUGCCAUUCAUUACUCUCAUGUCUUUUUAAAUUAGCCUGAAAUGUAAACCUGGUUGAUCUUUUCAGCUGCAUAAGGGGGCGGCUAUUGGAGGUCAAUGAGGAUAUUCUUGAAAGGCCUGAAAUUUUACUGGGAAAGGUGAGGAGCAUUUCCAUAAACUUCAUACCAGUUAAAACACAUUUUUGGUCAAUCUAAUGUUCCUCAAUUACAUGUACCCCAUUGAGAUGGUAAAUCACAUCACCAUUAGUAUGGCUAACUCUCCUACCUGUCUUUCAUGUGUAUUUGACCAGCCUUCCACUGAGGGAUACAUUGCUGUCAUCCUCCCUAAAAUAGAGGAGAGCAAGACAGUCACUAAUGGUCUCCUGAGCAGAGAGGAGUACGAGAGCGUCAUCUCUAAACGGACCAGCAGCACCCAGCCAGAGCCACAGCCAGAGGCUGAGCCAUGCUGAGGAAUGAGGAGGUCACAGGGACUCAUCACACUCUCCUCAGCCCAGCUGGAGUGACCUUUCCUGGGGCAGCUUUGUUGGAGGGGGUCCCUCGCCUCCUCAGGCCCAGCCAGACCUAGGUACUUACAUCAAAGCAUAGUGCAUACCCCUGUCCAGAUAUGGACUUAUGCCCGUGGUGGAUGACAGUGCAGAUAUCUGGGGUGCUGGAGGUAAUGCACUGUGCCUUUUAAGUUCUCUACCUUACCUAUUGUUUGCUUUGAUGUAACAUGAAGAAAUUCAGAGCCAGUUAAGUUUUAUGAGAACUUUUUUUUUUAGCUCUUUAUUAUGAUUGUUGAUGGAACGUGAGAUCUAUUUUCAAAGGAGGAAGUCUAAGAUAUUUACAUUAUGUCAGUUAUGAAGUGACUAUGUACCAAACAAGCCCAAGUUUUUGUUCCGAAGACUUAAAUAUGAAUUUUCUGUGUACUGUACAUACCUUAAUAAAUGACACAAUCGACC